AUGUUGAGGGCAGGUCGCUAUUCUAAAGCUUCGUCCGUCUUGCGAGCUGUCGGUGGCAAACGCCCGUCAGUAUGCAUGGCAUCUCGGGUGUUGACCAGACUAUAUUCCAAUGGAAAAGAGGAUGAUCAGGUUGCAUCAAGUUCUUCGCCAAGUAGCAAACCAUGGUACCUCCAAGGCACUGGUAAGCCUGAGAUAGACGUCACAUCGCCAUUUGUUGGCAAAAUCAAGCUACCUGCUACGCCUGUUCCAGACACAGUGGUGAAUGUGACAGAGUACAUGCGGGACAAGCUGGGUGUCACGGAUAUUACAUGUUUCAACACCCACGAAGCACAUCGCCCUUGUGUAAAGAACGGUUACGUUAUACUUGGUUGUGUGAAAUCAACCAGGCAUGGUGCCAGAAGUAUGAUCGAGCUGAUGCGCUUUCUGAAGACCGAGUACGGUGUGCUUCCUCAGAAGGAAGGUGGUAUUUCGGUUCAAGAAUUGAGAAAAAGGCAGAAACGUCUGCAACGAAAGGGAAAUCUUACCUCUGCGAGUGCAGAACUAGCAGGAGAGAGCGACUGGUACCUGAUAGAUAGUAAGCUUUAUGAUGGCAAUGGUAGUGGCGUCUUUGUCCAUCUACUGACGAAAGAAAAACGCGAAGACUUAAACCUUGAAGGCCUAUACUGCACUUCCGAGGAGCGUGGCCUUUACCAGAAGAAAGUUCUGUCGCCUUCCAACGAUCAUCUACCAAAUGAUGAUGAUGAUAAUGUCUUAGCAGGACUGAAACGUUUAGCAUUGCAGAACUCUAGGCGCUAUUAUAGCUCUACGAGCUCCGCGACGGCAGAUUACGCACGGUCUUCUCUACAAGGCGGUAGUAACAUGGAGAAUAGCGAUGCUCCCCUGUUUUCUCUCGUGGAUUCGCUGGCUCAACUGCCCGAAACAGAAGAGUUAGACCCUCAGGAAUGGAUCCGAUCAUUAGAUGCGAAAUGGGCAUUUAUCGAUCUAACAGAGAAACACUGGCAAGCAAGGUGGCUCAUGUAUAGACUGCUGUAUGUGAACCGGUUGCACGCCUUACAGCGCGCACAGGAUGGCGACUCGGCGAACUUGGACCAUUUGAAAAGGGACCUGACAUUCUGCUAUAAAACACUGCUAGAGUAUUUUACGUUGAAGCAGGCAAUGAAUGGUCGCCUUAACAAAGAGGAAUUGGUUGGCAUGUUAGACAUUAUGUUGACCCAAAAAGAGUUGAACGGAGGCUACAGUAAGCUGGUGAAGCAUAAUAGAGUAUUGCAACAACUUCUUGAUCACUACAAGUUCCAUGAACCCGAACUCUUCAGGGAUGAGCAGAUAACAAUACGGACUUUGAAACUAAUGGUCAGCUCACAAGCCAAGUUAAACGUGCUUUCUGAAUUUGUGCGCUUUCUCAGGGACACAGGGUAUACAAACCGUAAUGUGGCCAUCAAGUGUAUCGAAAUUCUGGCAGAGGCUAAAGAAUGGAGAGAAUUGAAAACUUUCAUGUUCCGCGAUACAACCGCCGCUUUGUUGAGCGACCCAAUGGUAUGGGCUCAUUUUCUGAGGUCGAUACUCGCCCAUGGAGAACCUCUACUGUGGCGUAGUCUCAUAGACGACGGCAGCAUACUAUGGCUGGUGCGCUGUGGCGUAGAUGUCCGCGCUUGUGAAGAAUUGCAUUCUGCGUUGCUGGAGCUUUUCCAAAGGGCUGGCUAUGACGCAGUUAAGGCGGACAGCCUUUUAAGAGACUAUAUACAAGACGGCGCCUGUUCGUAA
Molecule: messenger RNA, 1761 nt
Organism: Eremothecium gossypii ATCC 10895
Lineage: Eukaryota; Fungi; Ascomycota; Saccharomycetes; Saccharomycetales; Saccharomycetaceae
Gene: ATP25
Product: Atp25p
Exons: 1
Coding region: 1-1761 (586 amino acids)
Biological process (GO): mRNA stabilization; mitochondrial proton-transporting ATP synthase complex assembly; mitochondrial gene expression
Cellular component (GO): mitochondrion
Source: RefSeq, marked provisional